AUGGAAGAUUUGAUGGAUAUGGACAUGAGCCCUCUGAGGGCCCAGAACUAUCUCUUUGGUUGUGAACUAAAGGCCAACCAAGUUUACCACUUUAAGGUGGUUAACAUUGAAAAUGAGCAUCAGUUGUCAUUAAGAACGGUCAGUUUAGGGGCUGGUACACAGGAUGAAUUUCAUGUUGUUGAGGCAGAAGCUAUGCAUUACGAAGGCAGUCCAAUUAAAGUAGCACUGGCAACUUUGAAAAUGUCUGUACAUCAAAAAGUUUACCUUGGGUGCUUUGAAAUUACACCAUCUGUUGUGUUGAAGAGAACUACAACAUGGAGCGUGGGUUCUGAGCAGAGGGCUGUUUCCCGGUGUCCGGCGGUUGCCAAUUACUCCCAUUGGAAUGAUGGCAGCCAUGAGGAAUGGCAUCACCAGCUGCCGGAUGCGGCAGACACCUCACCAGCCAGCGACUCCAUCUCCUCCUCGUCGUCGUCUUCAGCUGAUGACCACUACGAGUUUGCCACCAAGGGAAGCCAGGAGGGCAGCGAAUACAGUGAGGGAAGCUUCCACAGCCAUGAAAGCCACAGUGAAACGGAAGAUGAUAGAAAGUCCAGCACAAAGGAGGCCAAGGAUACCCUGAGGAACAGCAGGUACGCCUCCCAGCACAAGAAGCACCAGCACUUUGCCAAGGCCAGGAAGGUCCCCAGGGACAUGCUGCCCCUCAAAAAGAGACGCACAGAAAAAACCCCAGGGAGUGACGAGGAGACAAAAGGCAACUGGGUUGCUGCUGCACUUAGCAAGGAUUCGGUCCUGUUUGAAUAA
Messenger RNA from Octodon degus (degu), 801 nucleotides. Its product is annotated as nucleophosmin-like. Gene Ontology annotation, molecular function: histone binding; RNA binding; chromatin binding. The record is from RefSeq and is a predicted model, not a curated record. Gene Ontology annotation, cellular component: cytoplasm; nucleolus; nucleoplasm. Bases 1 to 801 code for a protein of 266 amino acids. The transcript has 3 exons. Lineage: Eukaryota; Metazoa; Chordata; Mammalia; Rodentia; Octodontidae. Gene Ontology annotation, biological process: ribosomal large subunit biogenesis; ribosomal small subunit biogenesis; ribosomal large subunit export from nucleus.